AUGGCAGCAAAAGAAGUGGGAGCAAAAUUAAAACACAAGUUUGAAAUGCCACGAAGGAUCAGCCCCCUGCAUGAUGCCUUUCAUCAUAUUACGUCAAGGACUGACAAAACAGACACACUGGAUGUGAAGUACAUCAAUGCAGUGAAAGGACGUGGUGUAUUUGCUAAGAGAACAAUCAGCAAAGGACAAUUUGUUGCUGAGUAUAGGGGAGAUAUGAUAGAUGAUGCAGAAUAUCAGCGCAGAAGAAGCCUUUACCACCCGAUGUGUGCUGCGUUUAUGUUUGCAUUUAAGUGGAGAGGGAAGACAUGGUGCAUUGAUGCCUCACAAGAAGAUGAGUCAUUUGGACGGCUCGUGAAUGAUGAACACAGGGGGCCAAAUUGUAGGAUAAAAAGGAUUGAUGUGAAUGGGAAGCCACACCUCUGUUUGUUUGCCGUGGACGACAUUAAACAAGGAGAAGAAAUUACCUAUGAUUAUGGAGGUGAAGACUGCCCAUGGAGAACACAAAUGACCAGCCCUACAGUGAGUGGUGUGGCUUUAGAUGGCUCUUGUCCUUUCCUGUCUGCGAAUCAGACGUUUGAUGCUGCUGGUCCCAGUGACAGCCAACAGAUGACCAGCACCACAGCUCAUGACAUGACUUCUGGCUGCUAA
Knipowitschia caucasica is the source of this 648-nucleotide messenger RNA. The record is from the annotation of a GenBank genome assembly. NCBI's taxonomy places the organism in Eukaryota, Metazoa, Chordata, Actinopteri, Gobiiformes, Gobiidae.